Messenger RNA from Eruca vesicaria subsp. sativa (arugula), 225 nucleotides. NCBI's taxonomy places the organism in Eukaryota, Viridiplantae, Streptophyta, Magnoliopsida, Brassicales, Brassicaceae. The record is from the annotation of a GenBank genome assembly.
AUGGCGGGACAGAAGCAAGCCAUGGUAGAAGCUGAAACAGAGACUGCGGAGUACAAAACCAGUACUGAGCAUGGAUUCGAGAAGAAACUGGAAGAGACACGUGGGUAUUCAUGUGCAAACGUGAAGAGGUUUAAGCAAGAGAGUGGUGCCAAGAUCGAGCAAUUGAAGAACAAAGCUUCGAGGAUAUCUAAAGUGAUAUUUCGCAAGCAAACCAUCGUCGGUUAA